Molecule: messenger RNA, 117 nt
Organism: Caenorhabditis briggsae
Lineage: Eukaryota; Metazoa; Nematoda; Chromadorea; Rhabditida; Rhabditidae
Exons: 2
Coding region: 1-117 (38 amino acids)
Source: RefSeq, a predicted model, not a curated record
AUGUUUGUGGAGGAGCAUGCAUGCAGCCAAGUUGCAAAACUAUAUAAAGUAGACGAAGCCCAUAACGUCCUCUCUUCUCACAGUCACCAUGGAAAUGAGACGACACUCGAGAUAUAA